AUGGCUUCGCAAGAAGAGUUGCUUAAGCGUCUUGAACAAGUCACUGUUCGUCUUGAAGCGAUUUGCGCCCAUAAGCCAGCGAUCGCACCAAAGCCAAGUAACCUUGCCUCUGCUGGAGUCGCUUCUAGAUGUUCUGAGAAAUCACUUAGCCCGCCCAAUAUGGAUUCCAUUUAUUGCUCUGCUCCGCGACCAUUCAACAAAUAUCCGAGAGGGUACCGACCGAUGCAAGACGAUUAUUCGAAUAGAAAACUACGACCUUCAAGCAGUUGGUCGUCAUUUUCGCCUGCUACCAGUGAUCAGUAUUCAUCCAGCCUACAACGCUUCCCAACCCUCGACGACACACGCAAUUGGCAAGACGAGCCGCAAUCCCGCAAACCAUUUCGUACUGAGAGCUCAUCGACCCUACUCGAUAAUUAUUCUUCGAUAUACUCACCUAGAGAACUCUCGCCAUUAUCUGUGUCCAGUGAGUAUUGCAACAACGAUUCCGGAUACAUCCCCCAGAGCCCUGUAGUUAGCGAGAUGCCAAGGAUUUAUAACACUGCGCCGAUAACUCAACAAAAUGUUCACUGCCAUUCAACUGCGAUUGUCAAACGGGAGAACGACUUUUUACGAAACCUUCAACGUCAGAAGGAAGAAAUCGCGAAAAAUGAGAGUCGGCAACAAACAGCGUCAAAUUUUUAUGGAAGGUAUGAGCCGAGUCAUGAGGCGGAGCGCCACAAACAAAUUGAAUGGUCACAACAAGAGCAACAUCAGCCUCGGCGUCUGGCUAAAACGCAAUCCGAUCUUUCGACUGACAAUCUUCCGCCUUCUUAUUACAACUCACAGCCAGUAACAACUUCGUCUGGCAGACUUGACGGCUUCUUCCGUAAUCGUAUUAUUGAACCAAAUUGGAUGAAUGAUCCGCCACCUCCAAAAGCUUUCCGAGACGAACAUCUCUUGAGAAAUGCUCCAAUGUCAUCGUCUCUCUCGUCGAACUUCGAUAAAUUCCGACUCGAAAAUAGCUAUCAAGAUCAUUCGGCGGUUUCAAGACCAUUAGUUCGUUCGCCUUCAAUGCCAAUGCCUACUACGGAAAACUAUCAGUAUUACCAAGCCGAACCUCCACAAAACUACUCAACACAUUCGAUUGAUCGCCGUUUUCAUCGUGAGCCGAGCCCACAGCUGAAUUCUUGCAUUUCUCAGCCUCCGUCGUCAAAUUUUUAUGAUCGUCGCGACCACUUUGCAUUUUCACCAGCUCGUCAACCAUCCGGUACUUAUUCUAACACCCAAUCAAGCUACCCAAAAGAUACAAAACAAAGUGGAAUGGAUGUUAGCGGAUAUCAAAAUGUUCCCACCAACGCCGCGGUUUAUCGGGAUCAUCGCGAGCAAAGACAAACUCGAGGAUCGACCUACGAAUCGAAUCGAAAUUCGGGAUCUUUCUCUAAUGAGCCUAUUCCAUUGUCGCAUAAUCGAGUUCUCCACAUCCAUCCCAUUGCUAAUCAUGAGCCAUACAUAAAUAUAAAUCACCAACCUCAACCACCGUCAAAUCAGGACAUCCAGAACUACCCACCGCCACAAUAUCAACGUACGAGAAUUCAGUCGCCUCUCCGCGAUUUUGCCAGGCUUACAUCACCAAUUCGCGAAAACAACAUCGAUCUUCAACAUAACGAACAACCUCAACGAUUUAAUCAACCUCCUGUGGAUGAACGCAUAUUCAGCCCAGUCGAAUCGAAAGUAUUCAAUCGCACUGUGCCAACUGUUAUAAACGGAUUCACAAGUAACCGCCACACUUAUAACAGUCACACCGAUCAAUACGAUGCACAAAACCGACGAGAUACUUCUCAACCGCCCGUGGCCAUCAUUGAGCCAAAUAUCAAUGUGCACAUGCCUCAAGAUCCAAUUCCCUACGACAAACCACAUUUCGGACAUCGUCAUUCAUAUACAAAUCAACGACAUCCUCACUUACCUAGGCAAGAGUACAAUUCGCUUCCAAAGCGAUUGGAGCUUUCGCCAAUUUCAACCUACGACAAUGAAAGUGAUUUGGAUAUUGAAGAGAUGGCUCGUCGUGUUUUGCCAAAGUAUCUUCAUGAUGAUGGGCGAAGUAAUGGUAGAAAUGGAAUGGACGGCGAUAAUUUGCAAGGAAUUUUAAUUAAAAAUCCUUCCCUUCAUAGAACUUCCUCAAAGAAAGUAGUGUUUAUUGACCAGGAUAGAGGACAUCAACAUGCUACAGAAGAUGCACCAGCUCACGUUCGUGCUUAUGAUGAUGCCGUUAAAGGAGCUCUUGAGAAAUGGAAGCAGUUGACUGAUCAAAUUGGAGGAGAUAUUGCCACUUUGAAGCCGAAAGUUCUCCAAGUUUUCGAUAAUCUUCGAAAAUAUUUGUGGACUGCUGCUGGAAUGCAAGAGCCUUCUGCACAGGAGUCGCAAAAGAUGCUCGCUCCGAUGAUUGAGCUGAUGAACGACAUUUCCUCGUUCAAGGACUCGAAAAGAAACACACCGCAAUUCAAUCAUUUGAGCACUAUCGCUGAGGGUUUGCCAGCCGUGGGAUGGGUCGUAGUGAAGAAAACUCCUGGACCAUACAUCAAGGAAUACAUCGAUGCCUCGAUGUUCUUUGUCAACCGCAUUCUCAAUGAGUUCAAGGAGACUGACCCACGUCAUGUUGAAUGGACAAAGGCAUGGCGUGAAAUUUUCGAUGAGAUGCAAAAGUUUGUGCGCCAAGUUCAUACGACUGGACUUGUGUGGAAUAGUGCUCCUGGAUCUGCUCCACCAAGCGGUGGAUCGGCUGCUCCAGCAGCUCCGGCUCCAGUUAAGGGUGGUCCAUCAAUGCCACCACCGCCACCAAUUCCAGCUGAUUUGUUCGCCAAUCUUCCUCCAGCGCCUGCAGCGGUUGAUAAGGACAAGGCUAAUCGUGACGCUCUUUUCGCCUCCCUCAAUAAAGGAGAAGCAAUCACUUCCGGAUUGAGAAAGGUUACUGCUGAUAUGCAAACACAUAAGAAUCCAAACCUCCGUGGAAAUGUUGCUCCGGUCCCAUCGAAGUCUCAAGGAGCAGCUGCUCCGACUGCAAAGCCAGCUCAACCGGUGAGAAAGCCAUCACGCAAGGAGCUUCAGGAUGGUAAACAAUGGAAUGUGGAAUACUUUGUGAACGAUCCAAACAUUGUCAUUGAUGUCAACGACAAAAAGCAAACAAUCUACGUUUUCCGCUGCGAAAACAGUGUCAUAAAGGUCAAUGGAAAAGCCAACUCGAUCACCUUGGAUGGCUGCAAGAAGACGUCGAUUGUUUUCGACGCUUUGGUUGCCCAAUGUGAGACAAUCAACUGCCAAAGCAUUCAAAUCCAGACGCUUGGAGAAUUGCCAACAUUGUCCAUUCAAAAGACAGAUGGUUGCCAAGUUUACCUCUCGAAGGUUGCGCAAGGUGCGGAAAUUAUUACUUCAAAGUCGAGCGAAAUGAAUAUUCUUGUUCAAACCACCGAAGAUGGAGAUUACGUCGAGUUCCCAGUCCCGGAGCAAUUCAAAACAACCUUCGUCAACGGCAAACUUGUCACAACUGUCUCCGAUAUUUGCUAA
Caenorhabditis bovis is the source of this 3537-nucleotide messenger RNA. The record is from the annotation of a GenBank genome assembly. NCBI's taxonomy places the organism in Eukaryota, Metazoa, Nematoda, Chromadorea, Rhabditida, Rhabditidae.